Pteronotus mesoamericanus is the source of this 1254-nucleotide messenger RNA. RefSeq names its product RAB14, member RAS oncogene family (gene RAB14). Lineage: Eukaryota; Metazoa; Chordata; Mammalia; Chiroptera; Mormoopidae. Gene Ontology annotation, molecular function: GTP binding; GTPase activity. Bases 278 to 925 code for a protein of 215 amino acids. Gene Ontology annotation, cellular component: phagocytic vesicle; recycling endosome; trans-Golgi network. The transcript is spliced from 8 exons. The record is from RefSeq and is a predicted model, not a curated record. Gene Ontology annotation, biological process: defense response to bacterium; phagosome maturation; Golgi to endosome transport.
CGGCCCAUUGCGAGGGUGACAGGAAACCCUGUGCAGGGAGCGUCGCCAUCUUGGACCUGCCCGAGGAAGAUCCUGAGGGAGCUGCAAGAACAGUCGCCGCUACCGCCGCUCUUGCCACCAUCGUGUCUGCUUCUUCUCGGCCAGCUCGCUAUCUGCCGGGGCCUCGGCCGACCGCCCCCGCCCCUCCCCGGCUGCGCCCGCACUCCGCUUCCUCGCCCUGACGCCCCCCGUCCCGCCCGGAAAGCUGCCCAGCCACCAGCAACCCCCCAGUGCCACCAUGGCAACUGCACCAUACAACUACUCUUACAUCUUUAAAUAUAUUAUUAUUGGGGACAUGGGAGUAGGAAAAUCAUGCUUGCUUCAUCAAUUUACAGAAAAAAAAUUUAUGGCUGAUUGUCCUCACACAAUUGGUGUUGAAUUCGGUACAAGAAUAAUUGAAGUUAGUGGCCAAAAAAUCAAACUGCAGAUAUGGGAUACAGCAGGACAGGAGAGGUUUAGGGCUGUUACACGAAGCUACUACAGAGGAGCUGCAGGAGCGCUUAUGGUGUAUGAUAUCACUAGAAGAAGUACAUAUAACCACUUAAGCAGCUGGUUGACAGAUGCAAGGAAUCUCACCAAUCCAAAUACUGUAAUAAUUCUCAUAGGAAAUAAAGCAGAUUUGGAGGCACAGAGAGAUGUUACAUAUGAAGAAGCCAAACAGUUCGCUGAAGAAAAUGGCUUAUUGUUCCUUGAAGCAAGUGCAAAAACGGGAGAGAAUGUAGAAGAUGCGUUCCUUGAGGCUGCCAAGAAAAUCUAUCAGAACAUUCAGGAUGGAAGCCUGGAUCUGAAUGCUGCUGAGUCUGGUGUACAGCACAAACCUUCAGCUCCGCAGGGAGGCCGGCUCACCAGCGAACCCCAACCCCAGAGAGAAGGCUGUGGCUGCUAGUGACCUCUUUGCUGUGGCUCUCAUUUGACCUUUCACCUCUGUCUGUUGGAAGCAGUACUUUUUACUGCCUCAUUGUCUUCUGUACAUCUUACUGGGUUUAAUUAAAAACAAACAACAACAACUCUGUUGUAAAAACAGUUUAACACAAUACUAAACGGCUAAACAACUAGAUGUAAUCAGGUUAUCAAAGGCAAGUAGAGUAAUCUCUCCUGCAUGGUAAAUCUAGACUUUUUUUUUCCCCCCCUUGAUUGUCCUCGUGAUAGGUUAUGUCACCAAUACGUGAUUUAAACUGAGCACUGAUGCAGGACUUCAUGAUUUUUACCCUUCCC